AGCCUUCUAGAACCUUCCGUUCCAUCCGGAGCCAUCGCCAUGGCCGCCUCCUCCUCCUCCUCCUCCGCCGCCCGGUGCUUCCCCUCCUCCACGAGACCCUCCUUCUGUCCUUCAAGCCGCGGGUCUUCCCCGACUGUUUGUUCGAGGUCGACGCGAAGCGCACCGACCCGGCCGCGCCCAUCAUCGUGGCGGCGUUCGAGGGCGACAUCCCCACGAUUAAGAGGCUGGCGAAGCAGAGGAAAAGGGAGGGGGGAAGCGUGGAGGCGGUGGAGGGGAUCAAGGGCUCCCAGAGCAGCAGGCGCCUCGGGGCGCUCCAUGUGGCGGCCUUCGCCGGGAAGCAAAAGAUGUGCAAGUUCCUCAUCAAGGAUCUCCGCCUCGACGUCAACGCGGCCGCUGAGCAUGGUAAUUAAGUAACCCGUCCCUUGUUGAAUUGAAUUAUUGGCGGGGCUGGUUGAUCCAGUUUAGCUGUGCGAAAUUGUAUCACGUGAUUUGGGGUGAAAUCCUGCUUACUUUCGAAGUUCUGCAAAUGCUGCUAUGCUAGUGCUACUUGAGUUACGCCACUGUGUGUUUUCCGAUCGAGGCUGCCAAUAAUUGUACUCAGUUAAUUGCAAAUACUAGAAAGUAGCGAUGCUGAAGGUGUGCCUUAU
Lolium perenne is the source of this 647-nucleotide messenger RNA. The record is from RefSeq and is a predicted model, not a curated record. NCBI's taxonomy places the organism in Eukaryota, Viridiplantae, Streptophyta, Magnoliopsida, Poales, Poaceae.